Engraulis encrasicolus (European anchovy) is the source of this 1550-nucleotide messenger RNA. RefSeq names its product MOB kinase activator 2. Gene Ontology annotation, molecular function: protein kinase activator activity. Gene Ontology annotation, cellular component: nucleus; cytoplasm. The record is from RefSeq and is a predicted model, not a curated record. Lineage: Eukaryota; Metazoa; Chordata; Actinopteri; Clupeiformes; Engraulidae. Gene Ontology annotation, biological process: signal transduction; positive regulation of protein phosphorylation. Bases 575 to 1303 code for a protein of 242 amino acids. The transcript has 5 exons.
AGACAGCCCGGGGUGGGACACACACACGCACUCGUUCGCUCCGCUCCUCACACACAUAUGCACUCUCCUCUCACACGCUCACACCCUCUCUCACACACUAACACGCCGGUGCUUAGGGUGAGAGAAGAACAUUUCACUUGGGGUUUUACACGCCGGACUCACAGCUGAAGUUUGCACGUUCUCUCUGCUUGGAUUACAAAGACUACAGUCUGUGUGUGUGUGUGUGUGUGUGUGUGUAUAAGAGUUCAGUUCCUGUUCUCAGAGGAUUUUCAGAGACAACACUGGAGCUGUGCGUGGACUGAUGUGGCACUUUUUAUGUCUUGAGACUGUCACCGUGUAUCUGUGUGAGUGUGAGUGAGCGUGUAUCUAUGUGUGUGUGAGUGUGUGUGUGUGCGUGCGAGAGACAGGGAGAGUAUGUGCUUUUUGUUUGUCUGUGUGUAAGGUGGGUUCCGUUUGACUGAGUUUGUGUGUUUGUCUACGGAAAAACAUAUGGGCCAGACAGAGUUUGCGUCCUGUGGUGUGUGUGAGUGUGUUGCCACUGGUGUGUGACAGUGUGUGUGUGUAUGUGUGGGACAUGGGGGGCUGUCAGAGUUACUCUGGCGCGGCAGAGACUGAUGGGACGCCCACUCUGACAGCACAAGGCAACGCUCACUCUGGCAACCUCAGCGAUGUCACCCUCCUUAACCUGAAGAAUAACAACUGGCAGUCUCCGGUGUGUGGGGAGAAGAAGCCGUAUCUGCACCCGGAGUGUGUGAGCGAGAGGAUCGCACCGGGCACCUCAGACCUGCUCACGUUCAGCGCCUUACCACAUGGCCUGGACCACAACGAAUGGCUGGCCUCAAACACCAUCUCCUUCUUCCAGCUGGUGAACCUCAUCUCCAGUGUGCUGUCAGAACUCUGCACCUCCACCUCCUGCCCCGCAGCAACAGGACCUGGGGACAGGGUAUACUUUUGGACAGAUGAGUCGGGCAGGAAGUUGAAGUGUUCAGCUCCUCUCUACACGGACUACGCCCUGUCCUACAUCCAGGAACUACUCUUAGAUGAGGACGUGUUUCCAGUCAGGACAGAUGCGGCGUUCCCAUCCGGCUUCCCCUUCCUGGUCCAGAAGGUCUUCCUGUUGAUGUUCCGCACGCUGGCCCACCUCUACAGCGCCCACUAUCCCCAGCUGGUCGCCAUGGAGAUGCACCCGCACCUCAACACCGUCUUCACCCACCUGGUCCUCUUCUGCCAGAGCUUCAACCUGCUGGAGCCGCAGGAGACAGAACCGCUGCAGGACCUCAUCACAGCGCUCACAAACAGCUAACACACACACACACACACACACACGCAAACACACACACACACGCACACACACACACACACACACACACACACACACGCCAGCUGUAGCCGAACCAUUGAAGGAGCUCACCACAGCACACACACAUCUGGAGCUGGAGCCGCAGGAGACCGAGCCACUGCAGGACCUUAUCACAGCACUCACAAACAGCGAACACACACACACACAUACACAUACAAACACACACACACACACACAUAUACACACACAC